Molecule: messenger RNA, 1871 nt
Organism: Oldenlandia corymbosa var. corymbosa
Lineage: Eukaryota; Viridiplantae; Streptophyta; Magnoliopsida; Gentianales; Rubiaceae
Source: the annotation of a GenBank genome assembly
GAAAAUUAUUGUCUAGUCUGGUUGUGAUAUUCCGAAACCACCCUUACUAAACAUAUUCCAAGAAACCCGAAAAAGAAACUGGUAAUCAGGCGAAUGUCCGAUUAAUAUCUUCCAAAAACCCUUGUUCCGAUUCCGAUUCAUCUUAUCCAGAAACCUGAAAUUGUUGGUAACGAUAAUGAUGUCCCAACAACGACUUUCUUAAUCGGAAAAACUUUGCUCCGCCUGUGAAACGCCGAAUCAUUCUGGCAAUACUAUUCCGCUGACGCGAUCCUGGUGGAGGAGACCGGUGAAGGAUGUCGUCGUCGCCGGACCUUGGGAAAAUACUGGAGAAUGCAAAGGAGCUCGAUCGAGUGAGGAAAGAGCAGGAAGAUGUUCUCAUGGAUAUCAAUAAGCUGCACAAGAAGCUGCAGUCGUCUCCAGAAGUGGUUGAGAAGCCUGGUGAUACUUCACUUGCAAAACUCAAGAUGUUAUAUACUCAAGCCAAAGAGCUUGCAGAAAGUGAAGUAAAUAUCUCCAAUCAGUUGGUAACUCAGCUGGACGCAUUAAUGCCUUCUGGGCCUCCUGGGCAACAACGUAGAAGAACAGAGGGAGGUGAGCAGAAAAAGAAGCGUGUGAAGGUUGAUUCUGACAUGGCAAGAAUGACUCCUAGUGCACGCAUUGAAUCGCCCGCUAGUUUGAAGGGUGAACAGGUGGCUGCUAGGGUCACCCAAGAGGAUGCUGACAAAGACGUGUGGUUCGUUGUCAAAGUAACUCAUUUUGACAGAGAAGCAAAAGAGUUUGAAGUCUUAGAUGAAGAACCAGGUGAUGAUGAUGAGGGUGGUGGCCAGAGGAAGUACAAGUUGCCAGCUGAUCAUAUUAUACCGUUCCCUAAGCGGAAUGAUCCCUCUAGUGCUCAAGAUUUCCCACCGGGGAAACAUGUUUUGGCUGUCUACCCAAGCACCACUGCUCUGUAUAAAGCAACUGUUGUCCAUGCUCGUAAGGUGAAACUCUAUUCAAUCAUUUGCUUGUGUGUUAUCCACAUUGCUUCCAAUGAGAACCUUGUCUAAUGCUCUUCAUACAAUUUUCUUGGCAUUGGCUGUCUCUGGUUGUUGGCUUUCAGAGGAAAACUGAUGAGUAAGCUACCUCUCAUGUCCCCAUUGUAGUUUCUAUCAUAUCUUUUUAAGAACAUAUCAGCACCUUGAUAUUCUAAUUUAUGUUAGACAAUUCUCUUUGGCACAAUUUUAGUAAAAUGUUCUUGUGUAUUCAGACCAUGUGUCAAUAUGUCUAAAGCUGACUAAAUUACAUGUUUCAUUUGUUUGGCAGUUACAUAUUAGAAUUUGAUGAUGAUGAGGAAGAAGAUGGAUCCUUACCUCAGCGCUCAGUGCCGUUCCACCGAGUGGUUGCUCUUCCAGAAAAUCAUAAGCAAUGAAGCUGUGUGUUGUCUAUACUUGUAAAUGUAGCUGCGGUGCCAAUGGAGAUUGGGCAUAUUCUACUUUGUGUACCUAUCUGCAUCCUACGCGAUCUUAGGCCACUACUGUUGAGAGUUCUUAUAUGUUCACACAUGUAAUGUAGUAAUUUGAGACAUUAGGCUUAUAUUGUUUCUUCCAUUGUAACACCAAAAAAAAAAGCUUGUCCAAUGUAUAAUAAUUAGUGAACAAGCAAGCAUUGUACACGACUGCAAGUGUUGUAGUAAAUGUAAUCGUAGAAGAAAAGAUUGCUUGGGAUCUAAUGUUGUAUUAGCAAAUUUUUGUGAAACAAAUUCCUCUUGCCUCCAACUCGGUCACGGAUGAGAAAUCAUCUAAGGCAGAGCUGAGAGAACUCCCUACGCUCUCUUCGUCUGAAACUUCAAGAAGGUUUAUAAAUUUUUUUUUUUUUCUUUGAAGUUCGUCAAC